This is a messenger RNA of Linepithema humile (Argentine ant), 1661 nucleotides long. It is a transcript of the gene Gmer, whose product is annotated as GDP-L-fucose synthase-like protein. The record is from RefSeq and is a predicted model, not a curated record. Gene Ontology annotation, molecular function: GDP-L-fucose synthase activity. NCBI's taxonomy places the organism in Eukaryota, Metazoa, Arthropoda, Insecta, Hymenoptera, Formicidae. Gene Ontology annotation, biological process: nucleotide-sugar biosynthetic process.
AGCAUUACAUAUUGUGAACCUUAACCUAAUCUAACCAGCAUGACUGUAGAUUUUAAUUUGUGCUAUAUAACUCAGGAGAGUUGAAGACACGUCAUGACAAUUUAUCACGACAAAUAUCCUCCAGCCAGAGGAUAACUUAAAAAAAAAAAAGUGCAAAUUUUAUCAACAGUUAUAUUUACAUCAAUGUUUAAUCAAUUAUUAUAUUUUAUUGAAUUUAUUAAAAGAGCCAUUUUUUCGACAUGAAGAUUGUACUAGUAACCGGCGGUUCGGGGCUCGUUGGCAGUGCCAUUCGGAAUGUUAUUGAACAAGAUAAGAGGGAGGAUGAAAAGUGGAUAUUUGUUGGCUCCAAAGAUGCGGAUUUGUGCGACAAGGAGAGUACUCGCAGAUUAUUCAAUCAACACAAACCGACACAUGUUAUUCACUUGGCUGCUAUGGUCGGUGGACUUUUCCACAAUAUGUCACAUAAUUUGGACUUUCUGCGAAACAAUAUACACAUGAAUGAUAAUGUUCUCCACACUGCUCAUGAGCAUAAUAUAACAAAAGUUGUUUCAUGCCUCUCCACUUGUGUAUUUCCUGACAAAACAACCUAUCCAAUUGAUGAAACUAUGGUUCACAAUGGACCACCGCAUCCUUCAAAUUAUGGUUACAGUUAUGCCAAGCGACUCAUAGAUGUUGCAAACAGAGGUUAUCACGACCAGCAUGGUAGACUAUACACUAGUGUAAUUCCUUGCAACGUAUUUGGUCCUUAUGAUAACUUCCAUCCCAGUGCAAGUCAUGUUAUACCUGGUUUAAUGCGAAGAUUGCAAGACUUAUGCAAAAAUGGAAAUACAGAAGAUAAGAUAUUCACUGUGCUUGGCUCUGGCAAGCCUUUAAGACAAUUUAUCUAUAGUAUAGACUUAGCAAAAUUAAUUAUUUGGGUGUUGCGGGAAUAUGACUCUGUGGAACCAAUUAUAUUAUCAGUGGAUGAAGCGCAGGAGAAAUCGAUAGCGGAGGUGGCGGAGACUCUGGUGCGAGCUUUCGAUUUUAAAGGUAAGGUAGUAUAUGAUACAUCGGCGGCAGACGGCCAGUACAAAAAAACAGCAAGUAAUGCGAAAUUAAGAAGUUAUCUACCCGAUUUUCAAUUCACUCCUUUUGAACAAGCAAUUAAAGAGACUGUUGAUUGGUACAUAAAGAAUUAUGAUCGAGCAAGGAAUUAAAAAAACACUGCGUUCUUUUUUAAGAUAAUUAGAAAUAAGAUUUGCAAUUUUUAGCUCAAAUGUUUUAUUUCUGUAAACAGAUAUGAUUUAAAUCGUAUCCAGAUAUUCGUAUCCAGAUUCGUAUCUUGAUUAUUGAAUCUUGAAGGAUUAACAAUCAUGUCUAACAGUAUCAGUUUACCAUUGCUAUUAUUAAUUAUAUUUUUAAGAUUAUAUUACUAUAAAUUUUAUCAUGUAACAUUUCAAAGUGUAUAUAGACUAUACUGUAAAUCACGAAUUUUGAUUAUAACAUCUCUACUGAAGUCCAGAUAUUAACGUUAAUACAAAUAAUACAAUUUAUUAAAAAUGUUCAAAAUUGAAACUGGAAACACCGAGUGUUAUAGUUACAAAUGUUACUCGUACAAUUUUUUAUAUUGUAAAAAACUAUAUUUUUAAAAUAUAUGAUUCAUGUGCAAAAUGUUUUGUUCG